GCCGUUGAGUGCCGGCGGAACGUGCAUCGCCGCGUUUCAGUGAGAGGUGGACCUGUGUGUGUGUAUGUGUGUGCUGUUCGUCCAUUACGAUCAUCGCUGUCAGCGCUUCACCCUCUCUCGCAGAGGUCGGGGAAGAAGAGCCGGUUAGUGUGCACCGGUUACGCACGGCUACUGCGGCCGCGUGCAGGGGAACGUCGUCGCCGUCGACAUCACGCGGCCCUCACGGCGAUCGCAGCGGGAGCCUUUGAAAAACCUCCCGCAAAGGCUGUGCGCGUUGAUCGUUCCAGAGGCGGCACGGCGCUGAUAUCGCGGCAGCACCGGGGAUUUCAGCGAUAUUGAGGACAACCAACCAUGGCGGUGGUCCUGGCGGCCUGCUGCUGCCUGCUCGUGCUGCUGGCGAGUCCCGGCUCAUCGGUCGAGGUCCAAGAGUUGUCUUCAGGCCGGGCGCUUACCGCGGGCCUCCAGCAGUCGUCGCCGAGCCAGGAGGCAUCCACGUUGCCCGAGAUUACCUCAGUGGCACCGGGCCACGAGGCAGCGCCUGUCCGGGAAGCGCCUCCGGACCCGGAGUCGUCGCCCUCGGGCCACGAGCCGUUUCCAGGCCAGGACGGGGCCAACGCUGCGGCCUUGCGCUCGGACCCGUGUGCCUCGAGCGCCGACAACUGCUCCGAGUGCCUGAGGCAUCCAGAGUGCGCCUGGUGCUCUCAGCAGGACUUCCCACGAGGCGUGGCCCGUUGCAACCCGGCCUCGGUGCUCCUGGACAGCGGCUGCAGCCAGGACGCCAUCGAGGACCCGGAGAGUCGCAUCGAUGAAAUCACGCCCGUGGACAAGGCCGGGUCGGAUGUGCAAUUCCAGCCUGGAGAAGUUCGCCUCUCGCUGCGCCCUGGCUCGAAGCAGACGUUCACCGUCCGUUACCGCCAGGCGGAGGACUACCCGGUGGACCUGUACUACCUCAUGGACCUCACCCAUUCCAUGAAGGAGCACAAGGAGAGGGUGGCCGAGCUCGCUGACGACCUCGUGCAGAACAUGCUGAAUGUGACCAAGAACUUCCGCCUCGGUUUCGGCUCCUUCAUCGACAAGGUACUGCUGCCGUACGUGGACACCACGCCCGCCAGGCUGCAAAACCCGUGCCACGACACUGAGUGCGAGCCGCCCUACGGCUUUCACCACCAGCUGGCGCUCACAUCCAACAGCAGCCUCUUCACCGAGAAGGUGUCCUCGGCCGGGCUGUCCGGUAACCUGGACAACGCGGAGGGCGGUUUCGAUGCCAUCAUGCAGGCGGUAGUGUGCAAGGAGUCCAUCGGCUGGAGCCAGAGGUCCAGGAAGAUCUUGCUUUUCGCCACCGACUCCAUCUUCCACUCCGCCGGCGACGGCCUGCUCGGAGGUGUCGUCAAGCGUAACGACGAGCAGUGCCACUUGAACGAGGAGGGCUUCUACUCGGAGAGCACGGACCAGGACUACCCUUCCUUGAGCCAGAUCGUGCGCGUGGUGCAGCAGAACAAGAUCAACCUCAUCUUCGCCGUGCCCGAGAAGGCGGCCGGCGUGUACGACGCGCUCAGCUCGUUCAUCGACGGCUCCUCCGUGGGCACGCUCGCCGGAGACUCCUCCAACAUCGUGCAGCUCGUGCGAGACCAGUACUACAAAAUACGCUCCGAGGUUGUCCUCAAGGACAACGCUCCCGACUUCCUCAAGGUCAGCUACAAGAGCAGCUGCCUGCCUGGGUCCAGUUCCAAAGGCCUCACCAACGCCUGCGACGGCAUUCGCGUCGGGGACGAGAUCGAGUUCCAGGUGACCGUGGAGCUGGAGCGCUGCCCCAGCGACGACGUGCCGGGCGGCCAGAGCACGGCGUUCCGCAUCUCCCCCGUGGGGGUGAACGAGUACGUGCAGGUGCGCCUGGAGCCGAUCUGCCGCUGCGCCUGCCAGGACGUCGUGGAGGCGAACAGCAGCUCCUGCAGCGGCCGGGGCAGCGCGGUGUGUGGCGCCUGCGACUGCGAGACCAGCUUCUACGGCAAGCGCUGCGAGUGCCUGGGCAGCCAGCUGGAGCAGCACACGGCGCUCUGCCGGAGGGACAACUCGAGCGCCGAGCUGUGUUCACAUCGCGGCGACUGCGUCUGUGGCGAGUGCAAGUGCUAUGAUCCACCAGGGGUUCCCGGCGGCCGCGUGUUCGGCCAGUGGUGCGAGUGCGACACCUUCUCGUGCGAGCGCGACUCCGAGGGCCGCGUGUGCGGAGGACCCGACCGGGGCGUCUGCUGCGGCGGCGAGUGCCAGUGCCGGCCGGGCUGGCAGGGUGCUGCCUGCGGCUGCCCCGCGACCAACGAGGCGUGCGUGGCGCCGCAGGACUCCGGCAGCGGCCGCCUGUGCUCGGGCCACGGGGACUGCGUGUGCGGCCGCUGCGUGUGCCACGCCGACGCCCGGGGACGCUUCGCCGGACCCUUCUGCCAGGACUGCGCGGCCUGCGUGGGCCAGUGUUCCGAGUUCCGCAGCUGCGUCCAGUGCGUCGUCUUCCAGUCCGGAGGGAUGAGCGAGGACGAGUGCCGCCACAACUGCAGCUCGCUGACCAUCGUGCCCGUGGACAGCGCCGAAGCCACGGACCCCGAGGAGCGCAAGUGCAUCUUCAAGGACGACGACAGCUGCUCCUUCGCGUUCGUCUACUCCUACGACGAGCAGAACGAGCUAGUCAUCAGGGCGCAGACCACCAAAGACUGUGGCCGCGAGGCGCUCACGUGGUACAUCGUGGGAGGACUGGUGGGCGGCAUCGUGCUCGUCGGCCUGCUCGUCGUGUGCAUCGUGCGCUUCCUCGUCUACCUCAGGGACCGCGUCGAGUACGAGAAGUUCGACAAGGAGAUCCAGAACACCCAGUGGGGCUCGGAUACGAACCCCAUCUUCAAGCACGCCGUGUCGAACUUCCAGAACCCGACGUACGAGUCCGGCCAGCGUGCGGUUGCCAGCUGACGGACGCGCUGUCCGUGAUGAUGCCGAAGCAUCCCGCAAUACGUCUUUUGCGUCCAGUGAUUUUCUUUUUUCUUCUUUUUUUUUUGCAAGGUCAUAGAUCCUUCGCGGGGACUGUGACCGCGCCAACUUCAGGCGUGCUGUCGUUGAGUCGCGUGAAGAAACACCUGCGUUUUCGGCUGCAACGGCGUGAUGCCAGCAGCGAAAAUGCUACCUGCAGCCUUCAGGACUUUUCCCUCUUUUGCAGCACUCCGCGGAAGUGGUCGUGCCUUUAGUCUUUUACAUACAUGGUUCUGUUCCUGUGGCGCCGAGUCGGUAUAGGCUGACCGCGCGAGUUCCGUUCUUGUGUUUCUUCGUUCCGCCCAUUGACCAAAGUCUCGGAAGCCUGGCUUCAGCUGACGGCUUUGAAGUCUUUAGUUUCUGCCAGCUGUAACGUUAUCACUGCCGGCUUCUUUUCGUUCUUUGUACAAUGUAUUGUCGACUUCGGAUAACUCGACCUUCCCUUUUAAUACGACGCCGCGUUCGGAAGGCGCCGAAGCUCUUUGAACAGUGCAUUUUGGCUUUGAACGUCGGAUACGCAAUGUUCGGACUACUUUUGCAUGUGCCGCCGCGGUUGAAUUAAGGGAAAUCGACAGUGUACGGCAGAUUCUUGCAGGUGACGCAUGUCCCAAUUGGUGUUGUGUGCAGUAUUGAAGAAACGAAGUAGAAUCUUGUGUAAUAGGCGGCCACAAAAAAUAUUCUCGCGCACAAUUCUCUUCAGGAGCACUGCCUUAUAGCGUUCUGGGCAGUGGUGUCUUGUACCACCAUAUAGUACGGUGACGCGUGUUUAUAACUUGCGUUUUGUUUUGUCAGCUGUGAGUCGAGAAAGCACAACAUAGGCAGCGCACAUGUCAUUUCAUUCAGUUUUUUAAAGGAAGCAUGCUGCUAUCGUCAGCGCUAAAAAGUAGUUUCCGUGGGGGCAACUACUUUGUAAUGCAGAUUCCUUUGUCUUGCAAGAGCUUUUUUUCAUGUCUUAGUAAUUUAUCUAAUCUUAGUGAUUUUGCAAAUCUCACGUUCUUUUUUUUUUAGUACUAGUUCAUUCAAGAGUGAGAUACGCAGACUAUGUAUAUGCUGUCCUUCGGUAGCUUUCCUUCUUUUAUGUCUGUAUGUGGUAUCACAUUAUUAUAUGUCCACACCCAUAGCUACGAUCGACGGUAUUUAUUGGAACCAAAGCGAGCUGCUCUAUACGGGCAACCAUUUCGUGAUGUGUUAAACAAGGUACCUAAGCUUUUCGCCUGAAACCCGAAGAAAUCAAUGGUUCCCCUGCACAGAACGACUGGUUUUGAUAAUGCCGAAGUAUAUAUAGCUUCAGUUUAAGGACCGAUGAUGUACGAGUUGCGUGUUUAAGGUGUUAGCCACGUGCUUCAGUUUCGGUCGCCCAUACUUAACGAUUUGUGCAAACGCUACACGGUCACAGUCACACGUACUGACGAAUGCAUCGAAUGCAUGAAUUAACGAAUGCAUCGCGCAGUGAAGCCCUUCGUCCCGCAACGCGCACAGUUUUCUCUGUAUUCACGCGCAAGGGCAUCCGAAGGAGGUCAUAUAUGCUCGUCAGCCUUCCUAAAUUAUCAGUAUUGCUACACGUGCAACACUCCGUACACCGCACUCCGUACACCGUACGGAGUACUCCGUACUCCGUACACCGUUGUGCACUUGACAAAUGCGCGGAAAUAAGGUCACUUCCUGACCGGCCCGAAGAAAGGGUCAACAGAUGGACUUGCCCGACAACUAUACUCAAUUUUGUUAUGACUGGCAGGCAACGCGUCGCCAUCGUUGGUUGAAAAAAAAAAUGAAUAAACCUAGAUUGAAAGGUGACAAAGGAGGAAGCGUGCUUUUGAUAGGUAGCGUUCGCGCCUCAAAAUCCGCUAUGCUUUAGACGGAAGACAAGACACGUAUGUAUGCAAACGCCGCAUUGUUUCCAUGUUUUCUUGGGCGCAUUUGCCGUUUUGCAUCGGGCAACAUUGUGUCCCAGGUUGAAGUGACAUCAUAGAGAAGUAUUAGGCUUGGCUGUACUAGUAAAUUACGAUUCUGCGAUAGCAGAACGGUCACUUUUGAAAUCUGAGAGAACGCUUAUUAAGCCGAAAGAGAGGCACAAAGGAAAAACAGGGUUCCGCCGCCGCCGUGACACAUUUAUUAUUAUUGUUUUCUUUUUUUGCGUGUGUGCCGAGUUCAAUGAAGGGAAGUUCUUCUUUCAUUUCUUUUUUCUAGUAAUAACGAACUUCUUUUUUUUUCUCCCUCGCUAUAGGUGAACUAAAAUUGAAUUUGAAAAGAACAACUCUCCACAGCUAAAGUUAUUUAGUGUUGUUCCUUAAUUUCUCUUUAGCAACCGGGUUCGUUUCCGUGAUGCUCCAAUUCGCGGUUAGGUAACGAUC
This is a messenger RNA of Dermacentor albipictus, 5357 nucleotides long. Its product is annotated as integrin beta-PS-like. Gene Ontology annotation, cellular component: focal adhesion; integrin complex; cell surface. Gene Ontology annotation, biological process: cell-matrix adhesion; cell adhesion mediated by integrin; integrin-mediated signaling pathway. The record is from RefSeq and is a predicted model, not a curated record. Lineage: Eukaryota; Metazoa; Arthropoda; Arachnida; Ixodida; Ixodidae. Gene Ontology annotation, molecular function: integrin binding.